Messenger RNA from Tribolium madens (black flour beetle), 2962 nucleotides. It is a transcript of the gene slmb, whose product is annotated as beta-TrCP. The record is from RefSeq and is a predicted model, not a curated record. The coding region runs from base 209 to 1732 and encodes 507 amino acids. The transcript is spliced from 8 exons. Gene Ontology annotation, molecular function: protein dimerization activity. Lineage: Eukaryota; Metazoa; Arthropoda; Insecta; Coleoptera; Tenebrionidae.
AAGCUAUUUUUUUGCCCAUUCUACAAGUGAAAUGGGCUUGUAAGCUUUGGUUGUUUGUUCCUUUAUAUUGUUCAGUUAUUGUGGCAGCAAAGCGAAAUUGUAAUUAGUCUCUCUAGUGUUUUACGAUUGUUUUAUUACUUUUAAGUGAAAUAAUGUGGCAGUGAUAGUAAAAAUUGCGACAGUGAGGUGUACACGAUUCGCUUCAUCGAUGAUGAUGGAAACAGACAAAAUCGACGAUUCGAACAGUAAUUCACAACAAUAUCCAAUGACAAUUUUAUCACCGUACGAUACGGCCAGGAAGAAAGAACCAUCGGCCACUUUUAACGCGGAGAGAGAAACAUGUCUGAAAUGCUUCGAAAAAUGGAGCGAAACCGACCAAGUCGAAUUCGUAGAAAAUUUACUAGCUAGGAUGUGUCAUUACCAACACGGACACAUCAAUUCCUAUUUGAAACCUAUGCUUCAACGAGAUUUUAUAUCUCUUUUACCAAAGCAAGGAUUGGACCACGUCGCUGAGAAUAUAUUGUCAUAUUUGGAAGCUGAUAGUUUACGGAACGCCGAAUUGGUGUGCAAAGAAUGGUUUAGGGUAAUCUCAGAGGGUAUGCUUUGGAAGAAGCUAAUCGAGCGAAAAGUUCGAACGGAUUCAUUAUGGAGAGGCUUAGCCGAACGCAGACAAUGGAUACAAUAUUUAUUCAAACCACGACCUGGUGAAAACCAUCGUCCUCAUUCGUUUUAUCGAGCCCUUUUCCCGAAAAUCAUCCGCGAUAUAGAAAGCAUAGAAAGUAAUUGGCGAAACGGUAGACACAUCUUGCAACGAAUCAACUGUCGAUCUGAAAACAGCAAAGGAGUUUAUUGUUUGCAAUACGACGAUCAGAAAAUCGUGUCGGGUCUCAGGGACAAUACAAUUAAAAUAUGGGACAGAAGUACAUUGCAGUGCACUAAAGUUCUCAUAGGACAUACGGGAUCGGUUUUGUGUUUACAAUACGACGAUAAAGUUAUUAUUAGUGGUUCUAGUGAUUCGACUGUGCGCGUCUGGAACGUUAACACGGGAGAAAUGGUCAAUACGCUCAUCCAUCAUUGUGAAGCCGUCCUUCAUCUUAGAUUCAAUAACGGAAUGAUGGUCACCUGUUCAAAAGAUCGGUCGAUAGCUGUGUGGGACAUGACAUCCCCGAACGAAAUCACCCUUCGUCGGGUGUUGGUGGGGCAUAGAGCCGCCGUAAACGUGGUCGAUUUCGACGAAAAAUACAUAGUUUCGGCAUCGGGUGAUCGAACGAUAAAAGUGUGGAACACCUCAACUUGUGAGUUUAUACGAACGUUAAACGGACAUAAACGAGGCAUCGCCUGUUUGCAAUAUAGAGAUAGGUUGGUCGUAAGCGGAAGUUCGGACAAUACUAUAAGGUUGUGGGAUAUCGAAGGCGGUUCUUGUCUGCGGGUGCUUGAAGGGCAUGAAGAACUAGUGCGUUGUAUUCGUUUCGACUCGAAACGAAUUGUCAGCGGGGCUUAUGAUGGAAAAAUUAAAGUUUGGGAUCUCGUCGCGGCGCUUGAUCCCAGAACGCCGGCCAGUGCUUUAUGUCUUCGAACAUUGGUAGAACACACAGGUAGAGUGUUCAGGUUGCAGUUUGACGAAUUUCAAAUAGUGAGCAGUUCACACGACGAUACUAUUCUUAUUUGGAAUUUCCUUAAUUCAAUUGGAGAUAGAAAUACGAAAUCGCCUUCUCCGUCUCCAUUUGAAUGAAUUGUCCAGAAGCCGCUUUCUUCAUCAUGUGUGUGUGUAAAGAAACAAUUUUGGGGCAAGUGCUCGUGUCAAUCAGUUGACGCAUAAACUGACUAGGAAUAUAAAAAUUUAGAAAAUUAUUUGUAAUAAUUGUGUAUAAUGUUAUACUUAAAUUGGAUAUAUUUAUGUCUUAAUUUAUAAUAUGAAAGAGCGUAUUUGACAUAAUUGGAGUUAGUUUUUUAUGUGUUUUGUCUUUUCGGAACAUUUUUCGCUGUUGUUUCCUAGACCGAAUUAAGAACGUUUAUCUCAUAGAUGUCGACACAAAACCUCUGUUGAUCUGUUAUAAUUUAAAUGAGUUUAAUUAUGAAUUAUGUGAUAGUACGUUUAAAACAUCUAAGAGUACGAUUUUUUAUGCGUGUACGCCAUUUUAUCUAUAUACUUGAUGGAUCAUUAGUUAAUUGUUGACGUUAUGCAAAGUUUGUUUUAAUUCCGUUGUCGUUGAAUUUUGCAAAAAUGAACAACUAAUUUUAGCUCUCUAGUCUAUGAAAUUUCAAUGAUAGAACUCUAUAGACUCUACACGAUUUAGGAAUCAGGUUGUUUUUAAUAAUUUUUACACUGUAGUGGUGCAGAUUCUAUCUACAGUUUGUUGGGCAAAAAACUGAGCUUCUAGUCUAAUUAUUUUUUGCAAACUUAGAGAGAGCGUUUAGGCAGUAAAAAAUUGUACAGUACAUUUAAAUUGAUUUAUAGGAUUUUGGGGUGAUUUCAGUGAUGAUUAAUUUUAGUUUAGGAUUAAACUUUCAUCGUUUUCAUCGAUCUAUUUAUUUUAAGGGUUUUCUCCCUAUUUUUUUAUGGGAAAAUUAUUGCAACCAAAAGUAUUUUAUAUUUGGUGCAUUAAUUUAAUGAGGCUGCGAGUGUACUGGGAUUCCAAGAAGUGGCCACGGGCUGUUCUUGCUAAUUUAUUUUAGACGAUUCUGCCAAAAUGUAGUAUUUCUCCUAGAUUAGAUUUACAAUAAUACUUGUAACGGCUUUUGUGAUAAAAUCUUACAGAAAAAUUUGUAUGUCUGUUUUGUACUAUAUCUGGAAUGUACACAAUUUCAUGUUUAAAACAACCUACAUUAUCAAUAAGAGGCACUUAAAUCAUUUUAUAGAUUAAUGUAAAUACUAUGAAUGUAGUGGUAACAUCAUUUGCAUUUACUAUUUUUAUUUAGAGUUAUUUAUAUUUUAUGCGUGUAAUACAUUUUGCUGAGACAA